Molecule: messenger RNA, 2119 nt
Organism: Lytechinus pictus (painted urchin)
Lineage: Eukaryota; Metazoa; Echinodermata; Echinoidea; Temnopleuroida; Toxopneustidae
Product: transmembrane protein 107-like
Exons: 6
Coding region: 217-633 (138 amino acids)
Biological process (GO): protein localization to ciliary transition zone; non-motile cilium assembly
Cellular component (GO): MKS complex
Source: RefSeq, a predicted model, not a curated record
AGCUUCUGAUAUUAUCGAUAGAAACUCGCGUAUGCAACCAACAUAAGGUUGCGAACUUACACUUACAAAUCUUUUGUGAAACAAAUCCCUGCUCCUGUCGAAAAGUGUGAGCGUCCAUGGUUUCACGAUCCAGAUUUGGAUUCAAGCAGCUGAAUAAAAGGGUCUAAAUCCACUUGCAAACGCCCUAGUAGAAUUGGUGGAUAGUCCUAAAUCCUAAUGGCUUUAACAAAUCUGAUCCCAGCCCGUUUCCUGUGCCUAAUUGCUCAUCUGGUUAUCACUGUCACUCUCAUAUGGUCACGGGAUGCUAAUGUACGAGCCUGCCUACCUGAAACCUACACAGAUACAGAGUACAAUUCAGUAGAUGUGGCGUUGAUCAUUGGCCUGUCUCUGAGUAUCGUAUUCUUGGUCAUUGAGAUUAUUGGCUUUAUGUCUGGUGUCUCAAUGUUCAUUCAUCCAGUUGGUCUUCUCUCCACUACCUGCCAUGCGAGUGCCGCCAUUGCUCUAUCCUUCUAUCUCUUUGAGGAGUGGCCAUGCUACAUAUUCUGGUAUAUCUUUGGAUUCUGCAGCGCAUUUCCAGCCUUAGUUGAGAUAGCGGUUUUGAUAGCUGUGCUGGGCCUCAAGAAAGUCAGGUGAUGAUGUCACAUGACUUCAUGAUGAUAUCAGGUGAUCUUCAGCAUAAACUGAAUCUACUGACAUAACUGACUCUUUAGAAAGGAUGUGUCUUGAUAUGACUGUUAUAGAGGUUUAAUCUCUUUGAUGUGAUAGCAGAAAAUCAGAUGAUGAUGUCACAUGACUUCAGUAUGUCAGGUGACCGGUUCAGUUCAGCACAUUGAAUUGAUUGCCAGAACUGACAUGCAUGGAAAGCCCAUCGUAAUUCAACAAGUUAGCAUGUUUCUGAUGAAUGUGUCUUGAUAGAAAGUCAGGUGAUAUUGUCGUGUGACUAAGUCAGGUGAUCAUCCUAUAGAGCUUGAUGUUGCAAUUGGAGUAUUGGUCACUGCACUGUACUUGUACUGGAAUUAAUCAGAUGAUAUGAGAUCAUCCUAAGAUUAGAGAAUUUUGAAAUUGUCAAAAGUGAGGGAAGGGAAUGGAUGCCUUGACUAAACAUUGCCAUUGGAAUAUUGAUCACUAUGCUUACAUGAGGUAGAUAAAACCUCCCUGCCUACAUGUAGACUGGAGGCAGUCAGGUGUUUAGUUACAUGUCUUCAGAUAGUCAGGUGAUCAUCCCAAGAUUAGGGAAAAAUUAAACCACUGAUAAAACUGAGAGAGAGGAGAAAAAUGCAUGCUAAACGUUGCCAUUGAAGUACUGGGGAGGUUUCACUAACAUUUUUAUUUGACAAGAUGUCAGAUCUGACAACUUCCCUUGAUUUUGAUUGGCUGAGAAGCAAUUUUACUAGGACAACUGUUGGAUGAAAAUAGGACUAUGAAAUGUUCCUCAGAUCUACUGGAGUCUACAAUCAGAUGAUACAAUCACAUGACUCAGAAAGAUGGGUGAUCAUCUUAUUAAAGAUGAAGGAAAUUGAAAAAAACUGUACAUGUAUAAAUUGAGAGAAGAGCAAGUUAAUAUAGACUUGAUAUUGUAUUCAGAAGAUUUAGGAUUAGUCAGGUGAUGAUGUCACAUGACUAGGGUGUCAUGUUAUAUCUUUACAGCAAUAUCUUUAUACCAAUUUGCCUGAAGUUAUAUCGGAAAAUAUACCUCUAGUUACUUGGAAGUUGCUGUGUUUAUUAUAAUUGGAGGAUAUCCAUUGAUGAUAUUGUAAACUGUCAAAAAUUGAAUCAAUGUUUAACAGUUUUAAAAAGAUUUACUGGUGAUAGUUAUUGAAUCAGAUAGUGCUAGAUUUUAAAUUCCUUGUUGAAUUUGAAUGCAUGAACUAAUUAAUUCUUUUGAAAUAAAACUGCACAAGUAAGUGCUUGAGUGAUCUCUACCUGUUAGUACUACUGAAACUAUGAACGAUUGGUAAUUAUUAAAAAUGAAUUUUUUAUACAAUUAAAAUCUUUAAAAAUAUAUUUUCACCUUGAAUAAUUAAUGUAUGUCUUGAAGAAACCUUGCUGAAAUUGUAGAUCGUAUUUCUUCUGUUGUGAUGUUAUUCUGUGAUUAAAAUAUACACUUAACUUUAUUAUU